Molecule: messenger RNA, 1299 nt
Organism: Xenia sp. Carnegie-2017
Lineage: Eukaryota; Metazoa; Cnidaria; Anthozoa; Malacalcyonacea; Xeniidae
Product: IST1 homolog
Exons: 12
Coding region: 39-1094 (351 amino acids)
Biological process (GO): protein transport
Source: RefSeq, a predicted model, not a curated record
AUCAUUAGAUUUGUUUUGAAAUAUUGAAUGUCACCAAAAUGGGAUUUCGUCCUCAAAAGCUCCGAGUGAAUCUCAAACUCUCCAUAAACCGCCUAAAACUAUUGGAAAAGAAAAAGACUGAAAUGGCAUUAAAGUCGAGAAAGGAAAUUGCCGAUUAUCUAUCACAAAACAAAGAUGACAGAGCCAGAAUCCGAGUGGAACAUAUCAUUCGCGAAGACUAUCUUGUGGAAGCAAUGGAGUUGUUAGAACUUUACUGUGAUCUUCUCCUUGCUAGAUUUGGUCUCAUUGAAACUAUGAAAUACUGUGAGGAUGGAUUGGUUGAACCUGUUUCAACAUUGAUUUGGGUCGCUCCUCGUCUUCAAAGUGAUGUACAAGAACUUAAACUGGUUGCUGAUCAGUUGUCUCAGAAAUAUGGUAAACAAUUUGCAGAAGAAUCAGCAAGAAAUACAAAUAAAACUGUGAAUGAGAAAUUGAUAACCAAACUAAGUCCUAAUGCACCACCAAAAUCCCUUGUGGAACGCUAUCUUGUUGAGAUAGCAAAGAACUACAAUGUACCUUAUGAACCAGAUGAAUCUGCUUUGGGAGAGCUUUCUAGUAGUGAAAAAGAGAGUGAAAAUUCAAAUAAUUUCAACAGUAACAGUGGGUUUGGUGGCCCAUCUGGCCCAAGUGGUGGAGGCAGGGUGGUCCUAUUGGCUUUGAACGUUAUGAAGAACCUGGAUCUACUAUUUCUCAUCAAAUGCCUUCUGUGCCCGGUGCAAACACAUCCCUUGCCUAUCCUCCACAACAGGUUAACCAAUUUCCACAACCUGGAACUUUGCCAUAUCCACCAUCAAAUGAGAAACUUGACCCGGGGAUUGGAUUUCGUCCAACAAAUGACAAUACACCUCCUCCUUCCAUCAAAAAUACGCCUCCAACAAACUAUCAACCCCCAAGUGCCCCUGGAUCAGGUACAAAUGUGUACACUCUGCCCAAUGUCCCUGACCUUCCUGAUGUUCCCACUGGAUCCUUACCUGGUACUUCAAGCACAAUUGGUGGCUCAAGUAGUAAUGAUGAUCUUGACUUUGAUGACCUUAACAGAAGAUUUGAAGAACUAAAAAAAAAGAAAUAAGCUUACAAGAGUUUGUAAAUAGUUCUGUUAGUAUACGACACAAUAUAAUAUCUACACUAAAAACAAAAUAUUGAGAAUUAGAUUAAUUUUUCUCAUAAUAAUUCAUAAUAUACUCACUGUCGUACUUAUCAAUAUUUGAAUGUAUUAAAAUUUGUUAGAAGGUAAGAUAUUAGAAGAUUUUUGAAGUGUCA